AUGGCUGGCAGCAAAGGAGGUGAAGCACCAGGAGGAAAGGGGCUGACUGAAGCUACCAUCCAGGACGCUCCUCCCGGUACGCGCAAGAGUCUGCUCAGCAACUUUGAUUUCGAUGAGCUCAUCAAGACUCAUCUCGCAUCUCAGAACAGCGUGGUUAGCAACGUGGCGCUGUUUGACAAGGAUGAUGGUCAACCCGUAGGCGCCACCACCCCAUCCUUUGCCAACGCCUUUGCUCCAGAAGAGGUGAACAACCUGUUGGACAUCUUUACUCGUCUCUCAUCUCCUGCAGGUGACAUUUCCAAUGUGGACAAGAUCACGUUGGGAGGAACAGAGUACACUCUUUCAGGUCCUCGCGGUAAUCAGUAUCCAGCCGAGAUUGCGUCUUUGCACUCCGACAAGAACGUCCUCUUUGCUACGCCCACCGCUACUUUGCUCCUCGUGCUCGAGGCUGCUCCUGGCGCCGACACCAAGCAAGCGACGGACGCAAAGCAAGCAUUCUACACUGCAGUCAAGUCCUUCAACGGGGCUCUGGCUAGCAAGGGCCUGUAG
Ceraceosorus guamensis is the source of this 549-nucleotide messenger RNA. RefSeq lists its product as hypothetical. Lineage: Eukaryota; Fungi; Basidiomycota; Exobasidiomycetes; Ceraceosorales; Ceraceosoraceae. The transcript has 4 exons. The record is from RefSeq and is a predicted model, not a curated record. Bases 1 to 549 code for a protein of 182 amino acids.